Molecule: messenger RNA, 1053 nt
Organism: Durusdinium trenchii
Lineage: Eukaryota; Dinophyceae; Suessiales; Symbiodiniaceae
Source: the annotation of a GenBank genome assembly
AUGUUGCUUGAAGCCUCUUGCGGGAACUUGGAGCGCUGCUUUCGACUCUUGGAUGCUGCGCUGGAGUGCAACCUGCUCUUAGACGGUGCGAGCUUUGGCAUUCUGGCUGGUGCCUGCAGGAGGCAGCAGGUACACCAAGCGCCACUUUUGGAGCGCUUUGUCCGGUGCUACCGAAGAAGUCCAGCAAUGGCCGGACUUGCACAAGCUCCUGCUCCUCAUUUCGAGGACUUGCCACCAGUUCAAGCUGGGCACUCCUAUGCCAAGGAGUUGAUGCUACUGCAGCAUGUGCGAACAUCAGCCAGCAGAAAUGCUUCUGCCGUGUGCAGAGCAAUGGAGCAAUUUGGUCGGGAGAAGCUUCCCUCCUCCAGCAAGUGGCUGAAGAUUGCGGGUGGGCCAAAGGCUGAGCUCCUAUCCUCUGCAGUGGCAAGCAGCCCGAAAGGACUCGCUCUCGAAUUGGGAACCUACUGCGGCUUCUCAGCCUUGCAUCUUUCUUGUCAUCGCAAGGUAGUAACGGUCGAGGCGGAUUUGGGACAUGCGCUGAUCGCCGAGAAAGUCAUUGCAUUUGCGGGAAUGUCACAGGAGGUUGAAGUCAUUGUUGGCCACACUGAAGACACACUGCCGUGGCUGAUGCAACACUUGGCAGCAAAAGAGCCAGGAGAACCGUUGAUCGGCUUCGUGUUUAUGGACCAGCGAGGGUCCAGGUAUCAAUCAGAUUUAGAGAUCUUAAAGUGCUCAAAGCUCUUGAUGGAUCAAGCGGUGAUCGUGGCUGACAACGUCCUGAAGCCUGGAGCACCCAAGUUUUUGUGGGCUCUAAGCAAUGAUCCAGCUUUCCGGACCGAAGUCAUCGAGUUGGAAGAGUAUGCCAUGGAAAACGUGCGGGACUGGAUGACGAUUAGCACCUACUGUCAACCAGCAGGUCCGGAUCGAGCCUUUGAAUGCACGUUGCUCCCGAAGCAGAUCCAAACCUUGGAGUGGAGAGCCGAGAUGAUGCGAAACCGAAGUCAUCGGCCACAGCAUGGUGGCAGCGGCGUGGACCAUCGGCAUUUCAGGUGA